Molecule: messenger RNA, 1403 nt
Organism: Suillus discolor
Lineage: Eukaryota; Fungi; Basidiomycota; Agaricomycetes; Boletales; Suillaceae
Product: short-chain dehydrogenase
Exons: 7
Coding region: 221-1252 (343 amino acids)
Source: RefSeq, a predicted model, not a curated record
UGCACGUACCUUAAGCUUUUCGGAGCCGAUCUAUGUCGGAACAGUACGCACCUACAACAUAUGUCCACGGCAUAUAGGAAAGAAUUACAAAAUAUGGGAAUAUCGGUAUACGCUGAUCCCGCUGCCGAUGUGAAAGUGUUUGCCUCUAGCCUAGGGAACCGAUCUACUUUGGAAUGGUAAAAUAUAAAGGAGCCAAUACCAUCGACUUCCGAAUGGCAUAAUGGGCCAGCUCACUGUUUUCGGGUAUCUUCGCGAACAAUGGACAGAGCUUCCGAUCCCCACUGCAGAUGUCAGCGACCAGUCACUCAUCGUAGUCGGUGCUAAUGUCGGGCUCGGACACGAGGCUGCUGUGCAUUUAGCACAGCUCAAACCUAAGAGCCUGUUGAUUACUAGCAGAGACGAAGUCAAGUGCAAAAAAUCAAAAGCAGACGUGGAGAGCCGGUCUGGCAUGACUGGUAUCGAAUCCUGGCCUCUUGAGCUAUGUUCAUUCGAUUCAGUGCGUUCUUUUGUGGACACUUUUGAAGCGAAGGGCUGCACAGCCAAUGUUCUCAUUGCUAAUGCCGGCAUAUCGACGCUCAAGUACACAAAAACCCCGGAUGGCUACGAAACUACAUUUCAAGUGAAUUACCUGUCGACCGCUCUAUUGAGCUUAUUAAUGCUACCUCACCUCAUCAAGGCAGGGACUCCUGAACGUGCCUCAAGACUAGUUAUUGUAUCUAGCGAGUUUCAUUACCUGGCCAACAGACUAAAAGGGGCAGACACAUGGCCUAGCAUCAUCGAAAGAAUCAACGAUGAAGCAUAUUGUACCUCUAGCGUAAUGUUAAACCGCUACUCCUUAUCCAAGCUCCUCGAAGUGAUGUUCAUCCGUGAGCUGUCUUCUCGACUUCCCACACCAACUUUAGUUGCAGCUUCGACGGUCAAUCCCGGUUCUUGCCACUCCUGUCUUACGCGAGAAGUCGAAUCAAAUCCACUCCUCAAGUUUGCUGUGAGAACUUACAAAGGGUUGGUGGCACGCGCAACUGAGAUGGGCAGUCGGACACUUGUCCAUGCGGCAAUCGAGCCAAAUGAGAGGGAACGGCAUGGUCGCUACCUGUCUAGCUGCGAAGUUGCCGAAGAGAGUGAUUAUACUCUCAGCGCAGAAGGGAGGGAGGUUUCGAAGCGUUUGUGGCAUGAGACCCUUGAGAUCCUUGGAGACAUCGACCUCAGAGUCAAUACAAUUGUGUCUGAGUACCUCAUUCAGGAAAAAGCAUGAUUUGACUGUUAUUCAUUUAUUCGUCCAAAUAUUGUGUUCCGUGUCUGUAAUCCACCUUUUCCAAUGUGUCUUCUAUAUUUCUCUUCUAACUAUACUUCUGUUCUUUCGCCACUAUGAUACGCAAUAUAACGAAGCAUGUCUGUCGAAAACA